AUGAGCGGCCUCACAGGAAAGGAGUUGAAAGGAGAAGGCAAGACCACGUCCCGCAAGGCUCGCAAGUCCGGUCGCGCUUUGGGCACUGCAACACCCUCCGGAUCUGAGCUGCUCCAUCGCGUCUUCAACCAGGAUGAUUUUGCAUAUCGAUCUGAGACCGAGGGUACCCCUCCUCAGACGCCUCCGAUCUCCUAUGAAGAUGACGAAUACAUCAUGUCCGGUCAAAUCACACCUGCAGAAGGCCUCAUGACGCCCGACGAUCGUGAAGCUGCAUCAGGGUCCGAUAUGGGGACAUGGGACCCGAAGAAGCUGGUUCAGGAGCUUCAGGACAAGAAGACAAAUCGUUCCGAGACGCGAGAAAUGUUGCUUGAGCAUUACAACAAGACCAUGCGGUCAAGCUACCACGAGGACAUGGAAACACUCAACACAAGCGAACUCAUCGACGCGUUUCUCCGCGGAGCGAACAGUAGCACCAAUGCGAAUGAGAGGUCGCUCAGCCUGCAAGCCUACUCGCUCACAAUCUGCACAGCGAAUCUGUCCCAGUCGGACAUGGCGUCGCGUCAGACGCUCAAGCAAAUCCUCGCCGACGACAGCAAUGAGGAGUGCAAGGUCCAGGCGCUGUACGCACUGACAUGCACCAUUGUGUAUUACGGUGCCGGCGAGGACGACAUUGUGGAGUGGCUUGACUUUAUUGUCGAGACGAUCCAAAGCAAUGGCGAUUCCAUAGGUGUGACUGGUAAAGACGGCGUCAUCACGGCGCUUUUCGAAUGCUGGGGCUUCGCCGCCACCUUUGCCAACAUCUGGUACCACGCCGAUUCCGCUAUGGAUGCAUUCGUGGAGAAGCUGGACAGCCCCGAUGUCGACACCCAGACCAGUGCGGCCGAGUGCAUUGCCUACAUCUUUGAAGCAUCGCGGGAGCACGAGCAGGAAGAGGGCGAGCCCUUUGAACUUCCGUACGACCCGAUCCGUGUCGCGUCCCGGAUCACAGACCUGUCCAAAGGCUCAUCGAAAUCCAAGUCAAAACAAGGCCGCAAGGAUCUCCGCGGAGGCCUUCGGAGCGUCAUCACGUCACUUGAAAAGGGGGUUGGGCCAUACUACUCCACCGCACAAUCACUCAGCACGAACAAGGAGCAAGGCUAUCGGUAUAAGCUGCGCAAACGCCAUCCGGCUUCGUCAAUGGGAUAUGUUGCUCUGGUAGAAACAUGGGAUACGUAUCUCCGCAUCGCGAUGUUGAAGAAGAUAUUUGGGGGCGGCAUGGAGAAGCAGCUGGAGCAGGAGAACCCGAUGGUGAAGGAGUGUUUGGAAGGCUUGGACUGGUCUUUUGUGACCAAAACUGACAGUCGCGUUGGGCAACAAGGCGGAUACAAUGAUGUUGAUGACUAUUAG
Emericellopsis cladophorae is the source of this 1386-nucleotide messenger RNA. Its product is annotated as Interferon-related developmental regulator (IFRD). NCBI's taxonomy places the organism in Eukaryota, Fungi, Ascomycota, Sordariomycetes, Hypocreales, Bionectriaceae. The record is from RefSeq and is a predicted model, not a curated record. Bases 1 to 1386 code for a protein of 461 amino acids. The transcript has a single exon.